Molecule: messenger RNA, 708 nt
Organism: Haemonchus placei
Lineage: Eukaryota; Metazoa; Nematoda; Chromadorea; Rhabditida; Trichostrongylidae
Source: the annotation of a GenBank genome assembly
AUGGCCAUAAAAUAUGGAUCAACUCCUUCUCAUAGAGACCUCAUAAUACGGGAAGCGAAGAUUAUCUUCAAUCACAUCUCGCAUCCUAAUUGUAUAGAGAUUUUUGGUUUUUACGAUAGCCCAAAGUAUGGAACGGGUGUUGCAAUGGAAUUGAUGGAUUGCAAUCUAGCCAAUCGUGAGCUCAAUAUUUCUCUUUUCGUUACGUUGGAGUUUCUGAACCUAACUUUACUAAAUAAUUUCGUGAAGCAGAAGAAGGCAAGAAGAAGGCACUACGUUUUGGUGUUAUACCAAGCUCAGGCUCGAAUGUUUUCACGCGCUGCUAUUUUCAGUCUUCUGCUUUGCGAUGGUUAUCACAUUCUGAAGGUAUGUGAUUUCGGCACAUUUGUAACACUACAAGAGUCGAUGACUUUGAAUCACGGAACACCCAUAACAAUGGCUCCCGAAAUCAUCAGAGGCUCAAAAAACUACACAACCAAAUGUGACAUAUACAGUUUUGGAAUUAUAAUGUGGCAAAUUAUAGUGAAUUUUCUGUCGCUGAUCUAUUAUAAUUUUUUCCCUUUCUUAAUUCGCUUUUACAAAAAUUGCCUUCAUAGGUGUUGGCAUGACGAUCCAGAUGUAAGACCAACCAGUGAGGAACUGAUGGAAUAUUUUUCGUCUUUGAAGGAGGUAAGUUCAUCAUUACGCUUUUUCGUCUCUAUCUUAUUGUAA